Molecule: messenger RNA, 246 nt
Organism: Leptosia nina
Lineage: Eukaryota; Metazoa; Arthropoda; Insecta; Lepidoptera; Pieridae
Source: the annotation of a GenBank genome assembly
AUGGGGCAGAGUGAAGAAAUAAAGUUAAGGACAAUAAAAGGCGCAGGUAUAGGAUGUUAUCACGAGUCGAGAGGGUUUGUGUGGGGUGUCGUGGGGUGUCGGGGGGGGGGGGGCUGGGCGGUAGGUGGUUCAGAUAGGGAUGGCAGAAGGCUUCAUUCGCGCGCUCGGCACCGUCGCGAAGCCACGUCCGCGCCCGGUACGACUCUCUUACGUAACCAGAUGCCGAACGCCAUCGACAUCUGUUGA